AUGGGAAAUAAUAAUAGCUAAGAAUCCACUAAGCUAGCCCAGUUGUAUUCUGAAUAUCAACCAACCAAAACUAGAGAUGAAUAAUUUGGAGAUUGCACAGUCCUAGUUAAUAAAUCAAAUCCCAAACUCAAACUUAUUUUGAAAGAGUACACAUACACUGAUGAGACUCUUUUUAAGAAAAGCAAAAAGCAAUUCGAAAAUAAACAAUAACUAAUUCAAAAUCAAUACAUUCUCAAAAUUCUUGACAUCUACACUACCUAAGAUCAAUAGGUGUGUAGUCAGUUUUUUAAAGUAUACAUAUUGAUAGAGCAUCCUACAUCCUAAUUAUCUGCAACAUAAUUGGCUCCCCAAGAUUAUUGGGCGGUUUUGUUUGGAUAUGUUAGAGCACUCGAAGACUUAUAAACUAAAUCCAUAUAGCAUGAACAUAUCUCAUCAAAAACCCUAUACUUACCUCCUAAAAUAUGUGAUCCUUCCCUCUAUGAGCAAUCCACCAAUUUUUAACAGCUCUUCCAAAACAAUAAACUCAACGAUCUUUAUCUAUCACCCCAACAAACCAUGGCUCUAAGAUAAAAGGAGUUUCAACCUCACCACAAUCCAUACAAGAGUGAUGUAUUUAUACUUGGAAUGUGCAUGCUAUAGAGUAUCUUGAAGACCCCAAUGAAUGAUUGUUAUAAACAAUUGUAUUUGGUCGAAGAAGUGCUUCUAACCAAAUUACACCAAUUAAACACUCUUGUACAACCCUAAUUAUUUGAGGUCAUUCAAUCUAUGUUAUCAAUCUAAGAAACUUAAAGACCUGAUUUUAUUGUCUUAUCAAAAUUAUUAGACUAAAAAUAUUAAGAAUCAGCAUCUAUUACUAAUUUUAAGUACUAACUUAGAUCAUUUAAUACAUUCGAUCAAUCAUAAUAAAGUUCUAUUCAAUAAAAUUCAUAACAUCAAUCCAAUGUCCAAUAAUCAACUCUUCCCAUUAUGAAAUAAAUCAAAAGUUCAAAAUCUAAUACAAAUGCAAAAAAACCAUCGCUCAGAGAUAUUCUUACUGAACAGUCUAAUACAAAUUCCACCAUGGCCAGUAGAAUGUAAGAAGAUGUAGUGUUGCCUAAUCCACCUGAUUGUUGCGAUUUUGUGUAAUAAAUAGUGCACUCUCAAUAAAUUUCUAAACCUUCAAAAAUUGAUGAGAAUACAGAUAAUAAUGAAAUUGAAAAUGAAAAUAAUGACAAUUACACCAAUAGAUCCUAAAAUAUGCCACUAUAGGAUCACACUGAUUAGCAUGUUAAUAAGAAUUUCUAAUUAAAACUCAGCGAUAUUAAUGUAAAAGAAUCUCAACAACAAUUUUCCCUCCCAUUUGAUCUACCUUAAUAAUAGCCAUAACCUCAUAUUUCAGGGUUCUCUUCUUAAGGGGAAAUAUUUGUAAAUGAAUAGUAUCAAGAUGGCUCCAAAUAUAAUGGUUAUAAAUUCAAUGGGAUGAGACAUGGACAGGGUAUGUUUUAUUACAAAGAUGGAGGAUAUUACGAUGGAAAUUGGCAGUUUAAUCACAUGCAUGGCUACGGCACUUUAUAUUAUUCAAAUGGUAAUCCAGCUUAUAAAGGAUCGUGGAAUUAAGAUAAAUUCUAAGGUUAUGGAGUAUUAUAUAACGAAGUGACUUCUUAAUUAAAUGAACCUUUCAAUUAUCAUGAUUUUGAUCAUAUUGAAGAUUUUUGGACCAAAUACGAAGGAGAGUUUAAUGAUGAUAACAAAGAAGGCCAAGGCACUUUAUAUUUAUCCAAUGGCGAAAAGUUUUGUGGCCAAUUUUUAAAGGAUUAUAUAAAUGGAUUUGGUUUAUAUCAUACUAAAAACUAAAAGAUUGUUGAAGGCAGAUGGGUCAAUAAUAAAUUAAUUAAGUGA
Molecule: messenger RNA, 1878 nt
Organism: Paramecium tetraurelia
Lineage: Eukaryota; Ciliophora; Oligohymenophorea; Peniculida; Parameciidae
Exons: 4
Cellular component (GO): cytosol
Source: RefSeq, a predicted model, not a curated record